Molecule: messenger RNA, 1144 nt
Organism: Coniophora puteana RWD-64-598 SS2
Lineage: Eukaryota; Fungi; Basidiomycota; Agaricomycetes; Boletales; Coniophoraceae
Product: DUF55-domain-containing protein
Exons: 9
Coding region: 10-810 (266 amino acids)
Cellular component (GO): nucleus
Source: RefSeq, a predicted model, not a curated record
CACUGGCUCAUGAAAGCAGAGCCCGACUCGCGUAUCGUCAAGGGUAAAGACGUCAAAUUCGGUGUAGAUGACUUCGAAGAAGUGAAAACGACACCCUGGGAAGGCGUGCGCAACUUCGAGGCGCGCAACCUAAUGCAGAGCAUGUCGGUCGGCGACAAGGUGCUGUUCUACCACUCCAAUUGCAAGAGUCCAGGAAUUGCUGGCUUUGCCGAAAUAGCGAAGGAGGCAUACCCAGAUUAUACCGCUUGGGACAGCUCGCACCCGUAUUUUGACCCCAAAACGAAACAAGACGCGCCGAAAUGGCACAUGGUAGACGUUGCCUUCAAGUCUCGCGCUGCACACUUCGUACCCCUCGCGCUCCUUCGGCGCAUCGCGGACUCGACGUCGCCCUCAUUGCCUGCAGGCAUUGAGUACCUCAGCCACGAUAAUGUACAGGCUAUCAAAGGUAUGGCGCUCGUAACGCGUGGACGGCUGAGCGUACAGCCAGUCGAGGAGGGCGCUUGGGCCGCGAUCGAGCUCCUUGCAGACCGGGGUGGCUGGAGCGAGGAUGAGAUUGGAGUGAAGAAAGGUGCCGCGGCGAAGAAGGCUACGACGAAAGCUGCCGCACCAAAACGCGGCAAGAAGACUGCCUCCAAGAAGAGCGAGAAGGCCGAUGAGGAGAGAGCGGACGAAGGCGAAGCGUCCGACCCUGUCGAACAGGAAGACAAGGAAGUAAAGCCAAAGGCAAAUGGAUCGCGCAAGCGGAAAGCGGAUGAAGGCGAGCCUCAAGAGACGCGAGUGACGCGGCAAUCUACCCGGAGAAAGGCUUGAAGGACUUGUUGAUGUGUUACAGUCAAGAACAAUCGGCGACACGCUUGCUUGUGGACAUGCACAUUAUAUUGUCGUCCGUACGGAUCUGUCGCGUCAACAGACGAGCUGGAGUUUCAGAUCAGAGUAACAGUAAAGUAGCUUGUCUGAGAGAUGGGCAAACAGGGAUUCCAUCGCUCGGGACAAUCUUUUGAGCUUUGAGUUUGCUAUUGAGAAACAAGAGUGCUUUGAGAGAUGUCCUAGGGUGCGACACGAGAGUCAAGACCAACAGCACUCUUCAUUCCGGCGCAAAUGGAGUCACGGGCGGAGCCCGGUGGACGGCAGGGAUGCGAGUGAC